GGGCCGCUCGGCCGCGCCCGCUGGCGGAAGCUGCGCUCCGCCGGGCUAGAGACGCUCUGGUCGAGGGACCUCCGCGCUGCAGCAGCUGCUUUCGGUGGCUCGCCGGCUGACCGGCUUCCCACCGCAGGGCCAAUGCAGCGCUUAGCGAUGGACCUACGGAUGCUCUCCAGGGAGCUCUCCCUCUAUCUGGAGCACCAAGUCCGGGUUGGGUUCUUCCGCUCGGGAGUGGGCUUAUCCCUGAUCCUGGGCUUCAGCGUCGCUUACGCCUGCUAUUACCUGAGCAGCAUUGCCAAGAAGCCCCAGUUAGUGACGGGGGGUGAGAGCUUCAGCCGCUUCCUCCAGAACCACUGUCCCGUGGUGACAGAAACGUACUACCCAACGGUCUGGUGCUGGGAGAGUCGAGGGCAGACACUCCUGAGACCUUUCAUCACUUCUAAGCCCUCGGUGCGGUACAGGAAUGAACUUAUUAAAACUGCAGAUGGAGGACAGAUUUCACUGGACUGGUUUGAUAAUUGUAACAGUAGAUGUUAUAUGGAUGGCACCACCAGACCUACUAUUUUAUUGUUGCCUGGCCUCACGGGAACAAGCAAGGAAUCGUAUAUCCUUCAUAUGAUCCAUCUUAGUGAAGAUUUGGGAUACAGAUGUGUGGUUUUUAACAACAGAGGAGUGGCAGGGGAGAAUCUCUUGACACCAAGGACUUACUGUUGUGCUAACACUGAAGACCUGGAGACAGUUAUUCACCACGUGCACAGUCUGUACCCUUCCGCUCCUUUCCUGGCAGCAGGGGUUUCGAUGGGAGGAAUGCUGCUUUUGAAUUACCUGGGCAAAAUUGGGCCAAAAACUCCAUUGAAGGCAGCUGCAACUUUUUCAGUUGGUUGGAAUACUUUUGCUUGCUCUGAGUCAUUGGAGAAACCACUCAACUGGCUGCUUUUUAAUUAUUAUUUGACAACUUGCCUCCAGUCUUCAGUUAAUAAGCACCGGCAUAUGUUUGUGAAACAAAUCGACAUGGAUCAUGUCAUGAAGGCUAAAUCCAUCAGAGAAUUUGAUAAGCGAUUCACUUCAGUCAUGUUUGGAUACCAAACAAUUGAUGAUUAUUAUACUGAUGCCAGCCCGAAUCGUAGACUGAAAUCAGUAGGAAUUCCAGUGUUGUGUCUGAAUUCUGUGGAUGAUGUUUUCUCACCAAGUCAUGCUAUUCCAAUUGAAACUGCCAAGCAAAACCCUAACGUUGCUUUGGUCCUUACUUCUUAUGGAGGCCAUAUUGGUUUUCUGGAGGGAAUCUGGCCGAGGCAGUCCACUUACAUGGACCGAGUCUUCAAGCAGUUUGUGCAGGCCGUGGUUGAGCACGGACAGGAGCUCUCAAGCACGUAGCUCCUUAGGUGCAUCGUAUCUGAACCACCAUAUGAGGCAGCUCAGCUUAGUGCACAAAUCUGAACUACGUAUACGGAGCAACGAGCCAGCAGGUGGUAAAGAGGUCCAGAAUGACAUGCAAAAACUACUUUUUUGGGGAAACAAAACUUUGUAGCAAGACAUGAAAUAUAGAUUUAGAUUGUAACUUAUGUAGAUUUUAUUUUUACUAUGCCUUACCAAGUAUGACCUUAAAUGAAGUAGUCAAACAUGGAAUUGCACUUAACCAAAACUAUUGUGUAAAAAAGGUUUUAAUUCCUCAGGGUUUUAAUUUAGGCUGGUAUUUUUUUAGAUUACUCAUUUUAGGGUGACUUAAUGGUACUUUAAUAACUGUUAAGAGAUUUUGGUUAUUUGAAUGUAAGUUAUAAGUUGGCACAUUCCUAAGGGUAUUUAUACCUGAUGAUAAUGUGAACACUGAAAUAAGACAAAAUACAAUGCGCUAAAUCUUUUAUGUAUUCUAACUUUAAAAGGCAACUGUAACAAUGUUAGACUGACUGUACAUGCUCUUUUACUCUGAUAAUAAAUUAAGGCUGAUUUAUGUUUUAUAACGA
Messenger RNA from Ailuropoda melanoleuca (giant panda), 1955 nucleotides. RefSeq names its product abhydrolase domain containing 3, phospholipase (gene ABHD3). The record is from RefSeq and is a predicted model, not a curated record. Gene Ontology annotation, molecular function: acetylesterase activity; A2-type glycerophospholipase activity; glycerophospholipid phospholipase A1 activity. Gene Ontology annotation, biological process: phosphatidylcholine metabolic process; medium-chain fatty acid biosynthetic process; medium-chain fatty acid catabolic process. Bases 133 to 1368 code for a protein of 411 amino acids. The transcript is spliced from 9 exons. NCBI's taxonomy places the organism in Eukaryota, Metazoa, Chordata, Mammalia, Carnivora, Ursidae.